Trichoderma reesei QM6a is the source of this 303-nucleotide messenger RNA. RefSeq lists its product as uncharacterized. The record is from RefSeq and is a predicted model, not a curated record. Bases 1 to 303 code for a protein of 100 amino acids. The transcript is spliced from 2 exons. NCBI's taxonomy places the organism in Eukaryota, Fungi, Ascomycota, Sordariomycetes, Hypocreales, Hypocreaceae.
AUGGCUGGCGCAAUGGAUGGUGGAGGAUGCAGAGGAGAGUGGCAGCUCGGGCUGAGGGUGGCUAAGCACAACGAGGAGCAGCGCUGCCGACGUGGAUUCUGCGGGGGAUUGAAUGGAGCAUACGAAGAGGCUACCGGGGUAUCAUCGCUGGUAAGAAAGCACGGAGAAAGACGGACGCUGGAUCGACCAAGAACAAACGAGGAGAAACGGGGAGGAGAUGAAGAUGCUGCGGCGGAUUGUCCAUUACCUAGCCAGCUGGAGAGUCCGUCAAGGCGCAUGCCAUCAGAUAAGCUGAGCUUCUAA